Molecule: messenger RNA, 1873 nt
Organism: Erigeron canadensis
Lineage: Eukaryota; Viridiplantae; Streptophyta; Magnoliopsida; Asterales; Asteraceae
Product: transcription factor EMB1444-like
Exons: 11
Coding region: 57-1676 (539 amino acids)
Biological process (GO): regulation of DNA-templated transcription
Molecular function (GO): DNA-binding transcription factor activity; protein dimerization activity
Source: RefSeq, a predicted model, not a curated record
GGGGUGGGGUGGGGGGUGUUCAUAGUUUAUUAGCCUAGCUAGUGGGGAAGAACAAGAUGGUUGGUGGUGAAUUACAUCAACAACUCAAGAAUCUGUGUUUUAACACUGACUGGAAUUAUGCUGUCUUUUGGAAACUCGAGCAUCAACCGCGAAUGUUGUUGACUUGGGAAGGUGCUUAUUACGACAACAAUGAGAAACACAACCGUUCAAAGAUUAACUGGACCAGUAGCAUGGAUGAUGAGUUGGGAACCCAAGAUCUUGGACUAGCAAUUGCCAGGAUGUCAAAUCGUAUAUAUUCUGUAGGGGAAGGGAUUGUAGGACGGGUUGCAGCCACGGGUACACAUCUGUGGAUAUCCGAGCAUCAACUUGUUAAUAGCUCAUGUUCGUUAGAUAAGUAUGUUGGUGGAUGGAACACACACUAUAUAGCCGCGAUCAGGACUGUUCUUUUUGUUGCUGUUGGUCAAUAUGGGGUUAUAGAACUCGGCUCUUUGGAUACUAUCACUGAGGAUAUGAACCUCGUUAAGCACAUCAGAGAGAUAUUUCUCGAGAUACAAAGUUUUAUAAUGGCGUCCACAGACUGCUCUCCUUGCGUGACAGAUUUGUCUACUACUUCAGGUUCAGUGAGAUCUCACACAUAUGUAAAUGAAGAUAGAGUGACAAGAGAGAAGAACAGGUCAGAUAUGUGGACGGCGGUGACAGUCAACAAUCAUCAAAAACUAGGGAACCCAAAAUCAGUUUUCACCAAAUCUGCAAGUUGCAAGGAUCAAAAUCUGGACUGGUUUAGGCCCGCAUGUUCAAAUGACCAAAUGAUAAAUAUCUCAGAAACUAAUUAUGACGAGUCUUUCAAGUUUCCUGCGGGUUAUGAGUUGUUUGAAGCAUUAGGGCCAGCAUUUUGUAAGCAAAAUAAUAGUUACAAUUCGGAAAUGAUGACUGCGGAGACCCUAACAGUCUACCAAAUGCCGGAAGAAACAAGCGCUAGCAGUCAUUUGACACAAAUAUCCGGUGCUGAAAAUCUUUUGGAGGCAGUCGUAGCUAGUGUUUAUUGCAAUUAUAAUGAUGAAAAUUUGUCAAAGUCAUUAGAGCAGUUACAGAGACCCCAUGAACAAGCUAAGGUAGGGAAAAAACGAGCUAGACCUGGUGAAAGUCGUAAGCCACGCCCUAGGGAUAGACAACUGAUUCAAGACCGACUUAAGGAACUCAGACAGCUUGUUCCCAGCGGAUCAAAGUGUAGUAUAGACUCGCUAUUGGAACGAACAAUCAAGCAUAUGCAUUUUAUGCAAUGUAUCAUGAAGCACACAAAUAAAAUAGAUCAAUCCGCCGAUUUCAAGUUGGCCGGCAAGGAAACAGACAUACAACCACCCUCUAUUCAUGAGCAGGGUUCGAGCUGGGCAAUAGAAGUAGGAGAUCAGCUAAAAGUAUGUCCUAUAGUUGUCGAAAAUAUUGGCAUCGAUGGGCAAAUGUUGGUAGAGAUAAUGAGUGUCGAAUGUGUCAAUUUUUUGGAGAUCACGGAAGCGCUAAGAAGCAUGGGUUUGACUAUUUUAAAAGGUGUAACAGAUGUCCAUGGAGAUAACAACUGGAUGUGUUUCAUUGUUGAGGUAAAGAAUAACAGAAGCAUUCAUCGAGUGGAUAUACUGCUGUCACUUAUUCAAAUAUUGGAAUCAAAGAGGAAGACUUGAGCCUGGCAGCCGAUGUAAAGUGAUCGAGAGUUCUGCCUUUGGCAGUUUGUGUUCUUUUUUUUUUUUCUUUCUGAACAGUUUGUGUUCUAUAGCUAUGGUUUUUGACACUACUGGGAUUUCUGGCUUGUUUUGGUAUUGUAUUUUGUUGCAAAAUUGAUUGCUAGCAAUGAGUGAAGAGAUUGCUUCUUGUUCCUCUU